Messenger RNA from Xiphophorus hellerii (green swordtail), 2563 nucleotides. RefSeq names its product NLR family CARD domain-containing protein 3-like. The record is from RefSeq and is a predicted model, not a curated record. The coding region runs from base 1 to 2304 and encodes 767 amino acids. Lineage: Eukaryota; Metazoa; Chordata; Actinopteri; Cyprinodontiformes; Poeciliidae. The transcript is spliced from 5 exons.
AUGGAUCAGUGUGAGGACAGAGAGGAGGGAGUCCCUCCCUCUAAAACCACUCUGUGUGGGGAAGAUGAGAGCCAGAGCAAAGGUCAGAGGAUCCAUCAGAGACGCAAACCAGAACCAGAACCAGAACCCAGCUGUGUGUCCUUGAAGAGUGACAGGUCAAAGGAUAAAUUCAUUUACUUUAAAUCUCCUGGAUCUCCACCAUCAGAGAGAGUGGACCAGCAGAGCUCAGAGGUUCCCAGUUGUCCGUCUGCCCAGCAGCAUCAAACACAGCUGGACUCCAUAUUCAUGACGCUGGAGGAAAACAUUGUCACUUUUCUGAAGGAUGAGCUGAAGAAGAUCCAUAAGAUUCUGAGUCCAAAUGACCCAGAAUGCUCAGAGAGUCAGAGAGAUGAUGAGGUGUUGGAAGGUGAGGAUGAAGAACAGAGGAGCAGCAGAGAGGCAGUGAUGAAGAUCACACUGAACUUCCUGCGGAGGAUGAAGCAGGAGGAGCUGGCUGACCGUCUGCAGAAACGUCUUGCUGCAGUUUGUCAACAUCAACUUAAAUCUGGUCUGAAGAAGAAGUUCCAGUCUGUGUUUGAGGGGAUUGCUAAAGCAGGAAGUCCAACCCUUCUGAACCAGAUCUACACAGAGCUGUACAUCACAGAGGGAGGGACUGGAGAGGUCAAUGAUGAACAUGAGGUCAGACAGAUUGAAACAGCAUCCAGGAAACCACACAGACCAGAAACAACAAUCAGACAAGAAGACAUAUUUAAAGUCCCACCUGGAAGAGAUCAACCAAUCAGAACAGUGAUGACAAAGGGAGUGGCUGGCAUUGGGAAAACAGUCCUAACACAGAAGUUCACUCUGGACUGGGCUGAAGACAAAGCCCACCAGAACAUCCAGUUCAUAUUUCCAUUCACCUUCAGAGAGCUGAAUGUGCUGAAGGAGAAAAAGUUCAGCUUGGUGAAACUUGUUAAUCACUUCUUUAGUGAAACCAAAGAAAUCUGCAGCUUUGAACACUUCCAGGUUCUGUUCAUCUUUGAUGGUCUGGAUGAGAGUCGACUUCCUCUGGACUUCCACAACAAGGAGAUCCUGACUGAUGCUACAGAGUCCACCUCAGUGGACGUUCUGCUGACAAACCUCAUCAGGGGGAAACUGCUUCCCUCUGCUCUCCUCUGGAUAACCACACGACCUGCAGCAGCCAAUCAGAUCCCUCCUCAGUGUGUUGGCAUGGUAACAGAGGUCAGAGGGUUCAAUGACAAACAGAAGGAGGAGUACUUCAGGAAGAGAUUCAGAGAUGAGGAGCAGGCCAGCAGGAUCAUCUCCCACAUGAAGACAUCACGAAGCCUCCACAUCAUGUGCCACAUCCCAGUCUUCUGCUGGAUCACUGCUACAGUUCUGGAGGGUGUGUUGGAGACCAGAGAGGGAGCAGAGCUGCCCAGAACCCUGACUGAGAUGUACAUCCACUUCCUGGUGGUUCAGACCAAAGUGAAGAAGGUCAAGUAUGAUGGAGGAGCUGAAACAGAUCCACACUGGAGUCCAGAGAGCAGGAAGAUGAUUGAGUCUCUGGGAAAACUGGCUUUUAAUCAGCUGCAGAAAGGAAACCUGAUCUUCUAUGAAUCAGACCUGACAGAGUGUGGCAUCGAUAUCAGAGCAGCCUCAGUGUACUCAGGAGUGUUCACACAGAUCUUUAAAGAGGAGAGAGGUCUGUACCAGGACAAGGUGUUCUGCUUCAUCCAUCUGAGUGUUCAGGAGUUUUUGGCUGCUGUUUAUGCUCAUCGAACCUUCAUCAAAUCUGGGGUCAACCUGUUGGAAGAAAAUCCACCAUCAUUUUUUUCUAAAUUUGAUUACAAAUCAAAUAUAAAUAAUCUCCAUCAGAGUGCUGUUAACCAGGCCUUACAGAGUCCAAAUGGACACCUGGACUUGUUCCUCCGCUUCCUCCUGGGACUUUCACUGCAGACCAAUCAGAGACUCCUAAAAGGUCUGCUCACAAAGACAGGAAGUAGGUCACAGACCAAUCAGGAAACAGUUCAGUACAUCAAGGAGAAGAUCAAUGAGAAUGUGUCUGCAGAGAAAAGCAUCAAUCUGUUCCACUGUCUGAAUGAACUGAAUGAUCGUUCUCUAGUGGAGGAGAUCCAACAGUCUCUGAGUUCAGGAAGUCUGUCCACAGAUAAUCUGUCUCCUGCUCAGUGGUCAGCUCUGGGUUUCAUUUUAGUGUCAUCAGGAAAAGAUCUGGAUGUGUUUGACCUGAAGAAAUACUCUGCUUCAGAGGAGGCUCUUCUGAGGCUGCUGCCAGUGGUUAAAGCCUCCAACAAAGCUCUGUAAGGACACAGAUUGUUAUUGCAUUUAUUGUUGAUCAACGGAAAACUUUUAAUGAGGUGCUAAAUAUUGAUUCAUGUUGUUUUAUUUUAUUUAUUGAUGCAUUGUCUCCCAGAUGUUGCCCACAGGGAUACAUCGGGGAAAAUGUCUAUUAAUAUGCAACAUCAUCACCAUAACAACACCAUCAUCAUUAUGCAUUAUUAAAGAAGCAAAACUCUUUCUGCUAAAACUGAGACUGGAUGAAUUUAGUUUUAUUGUGGAAUUC